Messenger RNA from Stylonychia lemnae, 426 nucleotides. The record is from the annotation of a GenBank genome assembly. Lineage: Eukaryota; Ciliophora; Spirotrichea; Sporadotrichida; Oxytrichidae.
AUGAGCUCUGCUGGUAUGAAGAUCUUUUAUUAGCAUGGAGAUUUACUUGAGAGUUUAGUUAGUUAAAGUAAAACAAUCUCAAAAUUACUAAGAUCUACAGAGAAAAUCUUGAUUCCAACUUCAUUUGAGAGUUGUUAAACAAAGGAUCACAAUAAUAUCUUGGAAGUUUAAGAAGAUGGGGGAUUAAAGCCUCAUAAAAUAUAUAGAUACAGUACUUUCAAAUGGAGUAAUAAGUAGAAAAAAACAAGCAUAAAAGAUAACUAAUAAGAAAAUACAGGCCAUAGUGUAUAAGAAGCAUAAGUAUAAGAUAUUAAAGGCGUUAUGUCUGGAAAGUUUUAAAAGCUGACUAAAAAAGAAGAUGAUUAAAAUGAAUCCCAGGACAUUAAGGAAUAAAUUUUGAAUUUAGAUUAGAUUUAGAGUUUUUGA